AUGGAGGUAGAGCCCGUGCCAAUCCCUCCACAUUUCAUUUCCUUGACCGAGGCCUUAAACAAGUUAGGCACCGAUCAAACAUACAAUGUCGUUGGUGUCUGUAUCGACUUCUUCGCUCCCACGCAGACAAGGACAGGCGACUACAUGCUAACUUUCACAUUACAUGAUCCUUGGUGGACAGACAGGAAUGGAAUGAAGUUCCGUUUCUUCAACAAGACUUUAGCCAAACUGCCUAAGAUCCAGCAUCAGGGUGACGUUGUUAUACUGCGUAACAUCAAGACUAUCAAAACCGGAGGGGCGGGCCUUGGGGUUUCAAACGCCUCGAGCAUUUGGCUCGUUCUUCCUUUUGGGCAAGUCCGAGACAUAGUCACUCCGGAAGAUGUUAAGACGAAAGCUCACUGGUCCACAAGUGGCACCGGAAUACCAUUCCCACAAAACACUGCUCCAAAUGUGGCCGAGAUCAAGUAUGCAAGGUACAUUGCUGCAAGCGAAGAUCCCCUGAGCUGGGGUAAUCUGCCUACUACAACUGGCACUCCAAUCCAGACUAACGUGGAGCACGACGGCGGCCAAAUUUCGAAUAUUCCCGGGAAGUUUCGUUUGAUCAAAGAUGUCUUCCCGCACAAGUUUGCUGAUAUCCUCGGAGAAGUUCGCAAAUUUCACUUCAACGAGAAUUACGAAGAAACCCACCUCCAAGUGACCGACUACACUACACACAAGGCUCUUUACAACCGACAGUAUCGCACGGAGACGGCCGGCUUGGAUGGUGACGAGUAUGGGUACAUCAAAGACUCCUCAGAGAAGCAGUGGCCGGGGCCUUGGGGGCAAAUGACGAUGGACAUCAUACUUUGGGCACCUCAUUCAGGUGUAGCCAGAAGGGAAAUCAAGCCGGGUUCUCUAGUAUUUCUUCGUAAUGUUCAUAUAAAAAUGGACAAGAACCAAUCCAAACUCGAAGGAGUUUGUCAUACCGAACAGCACAACUCUGAACGGGUCAAUAUAACAGUGGUCCAGCCAACGAAAGAAGAUCAUCAGAUGAAAGCCCUCAUCUCGCGAAAGCAUCAAUAUGCUCAACAAGCAAAAGCUGAAGGGAAACCGUUCUACUGGUCUCCUCUUGAGAUCGCAAAAAAGAGAAAGGCGGAAGAAGUGAAUGAGCCGGAGGGAGCUCAAAAGAACAAGAAGACGAAGAAUCGAAACCGGAAAAAGAACAAGGCUAGAACCGAGACUAGCAAUGAUGAGGCUCUGACGCUACAGACCGAAAAAAAAAGCGCUAGGGCGCUAAACACCAACGUCCGAUGCAAUGCGUACGAAGUUCCUCGCAAGUCCGUUUCGGAUAUCCUCGACCCAGACAUAUUGCUUCGCAAAUCUCUCCAGGGAAAGCCUUAUCGUCUCCCUUUUCAGAAUUGUAAAUACAAGCUACAUGUGCGUGUGGUGGACUUCUACCCCGAUGAUAUCGCAGACUUUGCUGUCCCUCGGAAUCCUGAUUAUGACCUCUUGUCGGAUGACGAGGACGAGGAGGACUUCUCUAGCAUGGAUCUGACACAGCUAUCCGGAGACAGGCUAGCCUGGGAGUGGCGGUUCGUGCUGUUAGUUGAGGAUGCUCGACAGCCUGCAGGAAUUAAUGGACAGCCCAGCCGAAUGGAAGUGUUGGUUGCCGCGACUGACGGCGACUUUUUGCUGAAUAUGACUGCCUGCAAUUUGCGCGAUAAAGAAAACACCCAACAGCUCGCCACGCUGAAAGAGAAGCUCUUCCAUCUAUGGGGAGAUCUGCAGGAGAGGAAAGAAGAAGAUGGCACCUCGAUUAUGUCGACGCUCAGGCCAAAAGCCAAACCAUUCGAAUGUCUCAUCAAAGAGUAUGGUGUGCCUGUCCGAGGUGUCAAGAACCCCGUGCACGAUGAGUCGGACUAUGACAGGAUGUUUCGCCUUUUUGGGACAACAAUAUGA
Messenger RNA from Exophiala spinifera, 1938 nucleotides. RefSeq lists its product as uncharacterized. NCBI's taxonomy places the organism in Eukaryota, Fungi, Ascomycota, Eurotiomycetes, Chaetothyriales, Herpotrichiellaceae. The record is from RefSeq and is a predicted model, not a curated record. The coding region runs from base 1 to 1938 and encodes 645 amino acids. The transcript has a single exon. Gene Ontology annotation, cellular component: chromosome, telomeric region; nuclear telomere cap complex. Gene Ontology annotation, biological process: regulation of telomere maintenance via telomerase; telomere capping. Gene Ontology annotation, molecular function: telomerase inhibitor activity; G-rich strand telomeric DNA binding.